CUCCUUGCGAGGCUGCGAGAGGCGGUGGCAGGGCCAAGAUGGCGGCGCCCUGUGGGCUGGGAGGGCUCUGAGAGGCAGGCCAGCGCCGGGAAGCAGGCCCCGCAGGAGGAAGAGGAAGCGGAAGCGGAAGAGGAGCAGAGCGACGUUCUGCCAUCAUGAAAAGGGUCGGAUUGAUAGGAGAGACAACAGAGAGCCUGCUUCUCAGCAAAGCAGCUUGACAGGCGCACCCAUGGGGGUCCGGUAAGAGCUGUGCCUGGGGGGGCCGCCGUCGCACGUAGAAGGAGGGGCCAAGAUGACCCAGCAGGGGAACGUGGGCGACCUCCUCGCCAUGCUGGACUCCCCCAUCCUGGCCGUCCUGGAGGACAUCACGGCCGCCUUUACAGAGAACCUCAACUCAGACCGCGGGCCCGUGCUUGUCAAUGCCUUGGUGGAUUAUUACUUGGAAACCAGUUCCCAGCAAGCCUUGCACAUCCUGUCCACACUGCAGGAACCCCACGACAAGCACCUUCUGGAUAAAAUCAAUGAAUACAUGAGCAAGCCAAGCACCCGCCUCUCCACCCUCUCCCUCCUGGGCCAUGUGAUCCGGCGACAGCCAUCUUGGAAACACAAGCUCUCCCAUGCGCCGGUCCUGCUUUCUCUGCUCAAAUGUCUCAAGACGGAUGCUGACGUGGUUGUCCUGACGACGGGGGUGCUGGUGCUCAUCACUUUGCUGCCCAUGAUCCCUCAGUCCGGGAAGCAGUACCUGCACGACUUCUUUGGCAUCUUUGGCCGCCUCUCCUCCUGGUACUUGAAGAACCCAGGUCACGUGGCCGAGAUCUACCUGGUGCACCUGCACGCCAGUGUCUACGCCCUCUUCCAUCGCCUUUACGGAAUGUACCCUUGCAACUUCGUGUCUUUUCUGCGCUCCCACUACAGCAUGAAGGAGAACUUGGAAACCUUUGAAGAGGUGGUCAAGCCAAUGAUGGGCUAUGUGCGCAUCCACCCUGAGCUAGUGACAGGAUCCAAGGAUCAUGAGCUGGAUCCUCGGAGGUGGAAGCGGCUGGAGACGCAGGAUGUGGUCAUUGAAUGUGCCAAAAUCUCCCUGGACCCGGCCGAGGCCUCCUACGAAGAUGGCUACUCCUCCGCCGCCCAGCAGGCCGGGCUGCACAUGCCCCACCAUUGCCCGCCUGACCCCGAGGCCGGCCCCUUCCUGGCUUCCCACAGCAGCUUUGGGGCGUCCACAUCCACCCCGUGUCCUGCUUCCCGCUUGGCGCUGUCGCACGCUUCGGGUCAGCUACCUCAGAUCCUGAACCCCCACCACCCCUUGGGCCUCUCCCUCGAGCAUCAACAGGUCUCGUUCUGGAGCCCUUCUGCUGUUUGCGGUAUGGCCACCCCUCCCACGUCUCCCGGAACAGCGCUCGACUCUUCGCAGAAUUCCUCCCAGCCUUUCAGCAAAUUCUUCGGAACGCCGGCGGUUGGAAAAGGGACUCCACUGGGAACACCGGCCACCUCCCCACCUCCGCCGUCCUCGUCGUCGUGCAUUUCGGAGGAAUCUCUUCAGGGCUCCGUUCCCCCGAAUACAGCUUCAGCUCACAAGAAGGAGGAAAGGACGGAUCCUGGGAGGCCCUCCUUAUCCCGGCAGCAAAACAUUAACAGCCUGAGAACAUUCGACUCCCAAGGCAGCAAAAGUUCAGUCACAUUGAGUGACCUCCCCAGCAUCUUAGGAGAACUGGACGGCUCUUUUGAAGACAGUGGUGAGAAGGACCGAGAGGAAGAUGCCAUCUCAAAAGAGAUCUCGGAGAUCACCACUGCAGAUGCGGAGCCCCUGGUGCCGCGGGGUGGCUUUGACUCUCCCUUUUUCCAGUGGGGCGAAAGUCUUUCCAGCUCCAAGAAGACCCAGUCAGCCAACUCCAGUGCACAGGGGGUGGCCCUGAACUCGGAGCCCUUGCCGCCGCUCUUGUCAUCGUUUCUGGACCAAUUUGGGCCCGAGACCAACUCCCAGGAGGCGCCGAAGCAGAGCUUCACCCCCAUCGAGCGGCCCUCAUGCAACUCAGGGAGCCGUGAGAGUGGCACCACGGCCGCCUUGUCAGUGCCCCUGGAGCCCGGCCUGCUGACCCCCAGCCCUUGCAAGGGAGCCGGGCCCGGCUGUGAGGGGCCCUCGCGCUACGAGCAUCUCUUUGAGGUGGCCCUGCCCAAGACGGCCUACCUGUUUGUGGGCAGGAAGACGGAGGAGCUGCUGAGGAAGGCCCGAGGAGGAGGAGGACUACAGCAGGAGGAAGGGCGCUGCUCUCCGGCCUCUCCCCUGGAAGUGCUGGACCGCCUCCUCCAGUACGGAGCAGACGCCCACAGCAGGGAGCUCAACAAGCUACCCUUGCCGAGUAAAUCCGCUGACUGGACUCACUUUGGAGGUUCCCCUCCCUCAGACGAGAUCCACACGCUGCGCAACCAGUUGCGGCUGCUGCACAACCAGCUCCUGUACGAACGCUUCAAGCGGCAGCAGCAUGCCUUGCGCAACCGGCGCCUCCUGCGGAAAGUCAUCAAGGCCGCUGCCCUGGAAGAACACAAUGCCGCCAUGAAAGACCAGCUGCGCCUGCAGGAGAAGGACAUCCAGGCGCUGAAGCUGAGCCUGCAGAAGGAGCAGGCCAAGGCCCGGCUCUCCCAGGAGGAGAAUGCCAGCGCUGUGGCCCAGCUCCAGGGCCAGAUCCGCCAGCUGCAGCAGGAGCGCCAGGAGUACUACGGGCAGAGCCAGGAGCGGAAGACCAAGCUGGAGGACUGCCACACCGUCAUUGGGGAUCUGCAGCUGGAGCUCAAGAAGGCCAGCAACAAGGUCUGCCACACGGAGCUGCUGCUCAGCCAGGUCUCUCAGAAGCUAUCCAACAGCGAAUCAGUCCAGCAGCAGAUGGAGUUCCUGAACCGGCAGCUGCUGGUCCUGGGGGAGGUGAACGAGUUGUACUUGGAGCAGCUCCAGCACAAGCAUGCCGACACCACCAAGGAAGUGGAACUGAUGCAGGCGGCCUUCCGAAAGGAGCAGGAGCGGGCCAAGGGCUGCCUCCUGCAACAGGCCCAGCAGUUGGAGGCCUCCCAGAAGCGCAACCUGGAGCUGGAAGCCCAGCUGGCCAAGCGGGACCACCUCCUCCUGGAGCAGAAGAAGUACCUGGAGGACGUCAAGCUCAAGGCCAGGGGUCAGUUGCAGGCCGUGGAGGCCCGGUACCAGGCCCAGAAGAAGGUCACGCAGGCCUUUGAGCUGGAGGUCCUGGAUCUCUAUGGCCAGCUAGCAAACAGCUCGGGGCUGCAGCAGAAGCGCGAUGGCAGCAACAAAAUGGAAAGCGAAGCGGUAACAGUGGCGGCAGAGGAAAGGUACAAUGGGCAUCACUCGGCUGGCUUGUCUCUCUCUCCGUUUUGCUCCUCUCGAUCUUUCCCUCCUGCUCUUUCCUGUCUGUUGGAGUGAUACUUCUCCAAGUUU
Anolis sagrei ordinatus is the source of this 3442-nucleotide messenger RNA. The record is from RefSeq and is a predicted model, not a curated record. Lineage: Eukaryota; Metazoa; Chordata; Lepidosauria; Squamata; Anolidae.